AUGGCAACUGGCGGUGGUCUCUUUGGAAACAAACCCGCGCCUCUAUUUGGCGCUAAUACCAAUACCAAUUCAGCGCCUAGUCUGGGGGGAAGCACAUUGUUUGGGUCGAGUAAUACAGGAGGAAGUGGGUUAGGGGGGAAUACUGGUGGAUCGAGUCUGUUUGGAAAUCUCAACAAUCAGCAGCAGAACCAGAACCAGGGCCAGGGGGGUGGUUUGGGGCUGGGUCAGACUUCACAACCGCAAAAUCAACAGCAGACUGCCGGUUCUGGGCUUGGUGGAUUCGGUGGUUUUGGGCAGAGUACGCAGCAGAACCAAAAUCAAAACACGAACAAUAGUGGAUUUGGAGGAUUCGGACAGAGUACACAAGGCCAACAGCAACCAAAUACCGCUGCGCAGUCGCAAGGCCCAUUGCAGCAGUCCACGCAGAAUGGACAGAACCAUGCGUACUUCGAUUCGCUGUUAGAGAGGAGUAGAAAAAGGGCAUAUGGCGAAUCUGGGAUUACUGAGGAUCUUCCUGCGCUUCAAUUGGGUCUGGGAGAUCUUCGACAGCGGAUAAAACGUCUGGGGACUGGCGCGGCAGAUGGCAAUGUGGAUGGUAGAGCGCAUUACCUUCUUGCGGCUUCUGGGGUGGAUCCAGGCGCUGCUGUCAGAGAUCUGAAUGUUUUCAGUGCUGGGACGGGACGGGCCGAACGAUCAGUGACACAACAACAGGUGGAUACAGAUGUGGAAGGAUACCUAGCGAAUAUCCAGACGCAGACUACGCUUAGUAUGAUUGCAGAUGGACUGGCACGGUCUGUACGCGACUUCGAUGCAUUCUUAGAAGACAAUGUCACGAUGGAAUGGGAGGCACAACGGAAAAAGAUAUAUCAGCAUUUUGGUAUCAAGCCAAGGGAAGAUAUCCCAGCAGCUGGCCGUGCAAGCUUCAGAGAGUCUUCUGCUCCCGACUCUGGUGGAUUUGGACGAUCAAGAAAGAGCAAGGCUGCAGCUCUUGCCGGCUCUAGAGGCGUUGGACCGAUGGGUACAAGUGCGUUUGGGAGAUCUAGCAUGGCGAAAUCAGCGAUUGGAGCAGCAAGUUCUGGAGGAAAGCCAAGUCAACAAGCAUUUGCAGAUGUGGAAAAGCAGAGUGAGAAGAACGGAAUCACAGCUACAAAACCUGGCGAGCAAUUCCAGAGAGACAAGCAAGGAAAAUAUGCGGAGAAGGUGCAGGAAUUAAACAUUUCACGACUAAGGAAACGCUUCUAUCCAAUAUGCAAGGAACUGAGUACAGUCGUUGCGCAGACUGGGGAACAGCAUAGUCCGGAUUUACUCAAAGCUUACAGGGCUUUGGCUGAUAUCGUGGCUGAAAAUCCCGAUGUAGAUUCGUUAUCUGAUCCAUUAGCUGUGAAAGAACGUUCGUUUGCAAAGGCCUACUUGGACGAAAACUCUGUUUCUUCAGCAAGUAUGGAAGUCAACAAAAAGAUCCUUCGGGGAGGGACCAAGUGUCUGGAGAGACUGGCCUUUGACGAAGUGGAGUCACUAAUCAGUAAAAACCCGAGGGAAGCGAACUUGGGAGGUAUUCCGAAUGUCAUCAGCAAGAUGAAGGCCUAUGUGCGACUACUGGCCUCGAAAAAAAGACUCUCCGGCGAUAAUGUUGACCUUCAAAUCCUUGGGGAAGACUAUGUUUGGGCGCUGGUUUACUACCUCUUACGCACCGGUCACAUUCAGGAGAUAAUGGACUAUGUGAACGCUAAUGCGGUAGCAUUCAGAGCCAUUGACCGCAACUUCAGCUCGUAUAUCACGGAAUACUGCAACAGCCCUGAUAGGCGGUUGCGCCGGGAUCUACAGGACCGAAUCAAUAACGAAUACAAUCAGCGACUUCGAAUCGCACCCGAAAACUCCAUCGACCCAUAUCGAAUGGCUUGUUACAAGAUCAUUGGACGUUGCGACUUGAAAUCUCGUAAUCUUGAGGGUGUUAAUCACUCGGUUGAAGAUUUCGUCUGGCUUCAGUUGGUGCUCGCACGUGAAAGCAGUCGGAUCGACGAGAUUGCUAGUGAAGCAUACGGACUAGCAGAUCUACAGAAGACCAUGAAGGAAAUUGGCAACCGAUUCUUCGAAAAAGGAGGUGCCGAAAUUGGAUGUUCCUUUGGAUCCUUCGUCUUCUUCCAAGUUGCAUGUGGGAUGUUUGAACAAGCCGUGGCAUAUCUAUACCCAUUUUCGUACACUGAUGCCGUUCAUCUUGCAAUUGCAAUGGACUUCUACGGCUUGCUGAGAGUUUCAGACCCAAAUCUUGCCGGAGAAGAUCUCUUGAGCUGGACAACUAGAGAAAAUCCUCAGAUCAACUUUGGACGGGUGAUUGGUUACUACACCCGUGACUUUAGAGCUGCCAACGCUGCAGCUGCGGUUGACUACCUCGUCCUCAUUUGUCUUAAUAAGGACAUUCCUGGGCAAGGUGGUAUAAGUCAAAUCACCUUGUGCCAUGAUGCACUACGAGAGCUGGUACUGGAGAGUAAGGAAUUUGCCCUGCUCUUAGGUGAUCUUCGUUUCAAUGGUGAACGUCAAAGAGGCGUCAUUGAGGAACGUAUCAACUUGAUUGGCCUUGAAGAGACUACCGACUUCAUGAGAACCAUUACCAUCCAAGCUGCCAGUACUGCAGAUGACAACGGGCGGGUCACCGAUGCAGUACUACUGUACUUUUUAGCUGGUGAAGUUGACACAACCAUGAGGCUGCUCAACCGCGUUUGCGGAGAGUUUCUUUCCGUACCCAUUGGACAAGAACAAUUACGCCUUGAACCUACCAAAUCAAACGCACAAGCGGAUCAACACACAGUUGAAGCCGGCAGUAUCAGUUUGACGGCGAUUGAUGAUCCAAUGGUUCUUGCUCAGGGUAUGCUGAACAUCUAUCAAUCUCGAUGUGCACACAAAUUAGUCGACAAGACUGUCAACACAUUCAACGCUUUGAAAUGCGUUCAACGUGUCAGAAACCACGUCGAAAACCGACGUUGGAUUGAUGCGCUCGACUCCCUCGGAAGUCUCGACAUCCUCCCCAUCAAAACCGGCGGCAACGCAACUAAAAUCCGUAAUCAAGCCGGCAAAUUCUCCUCCCUCCCAUCCUGUAUCGCCGCAUGCGUACCUAACCUCAUCAUGUGGGCACUGCAGAGCGCAAACGAAGCGCGCGCUCAUUACAUGGCUAGCCAGUUCAGCGGCAACGAGGGAGCGCGGAAACAGCUUAUGGAUGAGAUGAGACAGACGAGUCUGGAUUUGACGACGUAUACGAGUCAGUUGAGAUACAGAUUCCCGGCGCAUCUUCAUGAUGCGUUGGCGAGGGCGCAGACGGAGUUAUAA
Glarea lozoyensis ATCC 20868 is the source of this 3321-nucleotide messenger RNA. RefSeq lists its product as uncharacterized. Gene Ontology annotation, biological process: poly(A)+ mRNA export from nucleus; protein import into nucleus. NCBI's taxonomy places the organism in Eukaryota, Fungi, Ascomycota, Leotiomycetes, Helotiales, Helotiaceae. Bases 1 to 3321 code for a protein of 1106 amino acids. The record is from RefSeq and is a predicted model, not a curated record. The transcript is spliced from 2 exons. Gene Ontology annotation, cellular component: nuclear pore. Gene Ontology annotation, molecular function: structural constituent of nuclear pore.